This is a messenger RNA of Phlebotomus argentipes, 2059 nucleotides long. RefSeq names its product ceramide transfer protein-like. Lineage: Eukaryota; Metazoa; Arthropoda; Insecta; Diptera; Psychodidae. Gene Ontology annotation, molecular function: phosphatidylinositol-4-phosphate binding. Gene Ontology annotation, biological process: ER to Golgi ceramide transport. The coding region runs from base 335 to 2059 and encodes 574 amino acids. The transcript has 7 exons. Gene Ontology annotation, cellular component: Golgi apparatus. The record is from RefSeq and is a predicted model, not a curated record.
UAAUCGAGAAAAUUUUGCGUGAAAAAAGUUUUCUCUCCACUUUCCGUGGCCUUUUUUCGCACCCCAAAAAACUGAUCGGUGGUGGAAAUUGAUUGUGGCGUGUGGCGGAAGAGUGGAAAAGCAGGCUCGCGGGAAAAGUGUGUGAUGUGCGAGUGAAGUCGAAGCCCUUUUUUUGGUACGUGCAAUCUCGCGGCGGAGUGUACUGGCGAGCGCCCCCUUGCGCCGCCGAAGAUGAGAAAGUGCCACUUCCUCUCCCCAGUGCCCAGUGGAUUCUCGGGAGCGCGCGCGAACGUCCCAGUCGAGUCACCGCUGCUGCCCAGGAAGCCGCCGCGCCAUGGCUGAGGACUUCUCGGCGCAGAGCAACAGCGACGAGUCGGACACGCCGGAGCUGAAGGGAUAUCUGUCCAAGUGGACCAACUACAUCCACGGCUGGCAGCCCAGGUUCAUCGUGCUGAAGGAUGGCACGCUGUCGUACUACAAGAGCGAACAGGAGAGCGACUUCGGCUGUCGCGGGGCGAUCAGCCUCCAGAAGGCCACCAUCAAGUCGCAUGAGUUUGAUGAGUGUCGCUUUGAUGUGUCCAUCAGCAACUGCGUGUGGUAUCUGCGGGCGGAGAAUCCGGAGGACAAGACGCACUGGAUCGAAGUGCUGCAGAGCUACAAGACGGACACGAGCAGUGACGUUUCGUUGAGGCGCCACGGAAGCUCCGUGUCCCUGCAAUCCACCACGUUGUCCACGGCCAGCGGCAGCAGCCUGAAGCGCGCCAACAGGAAUCUGCGUGAGAAACUGCACGAGAUUGAGACGUUCAAAGACAUUCUCUAUGGCCAAAUUGAAACGCUUCAAAGGUAUUUUGACGCUUGUGCCGAGAUCAAUGGCCAGAGAGAUGGACAACCACUGGAGAUGGUUGAUGGAUUGCGUCCGAUUGACUUUAAGGGUGAAGCCAUAACAUUCCGAGCCACAACAGCUGGUGUUCUGUCCACACUUCAGCACUGUCUCGAGAUGAUUGCCCAGCGGGACGACAGUUGGCGGAGGAAACUCGAUCGGGAGAUUGAGAAGAGGAAGAGACUCGAGGAUCUCUACAGACAAGUGAAGGAGAGACUGGAGAGAGUGAGAAAUUCAUCCCUUCCUGGCCCUGACAUGGAGGAAGGACCUCACUCGACACUGCCCGAGGAUGAGUUCUUCGACGCCGUGGAGUCGGGCCUGGACAAGAUGGAGGAGGACACACAGAUGCGCGUGCGCCUCAAGCUGCAGUCGCAGCUCAGCUGUCCGGACGCCUAUCCGGACGAGGACGCCGUGGCGGCGGUGGACGAGGAGGAGUUCGGCACGGGCGGCGAGGCGCAGACGCACCGGCUGUGGCAGGAGAUCGACCACAUGUGCGUGGAGCAGCUGAGCCAUGCGCGUCAGGGCGUCGGCGAGGGUGGCAAUGGGUGGCAGCUGUUCGCCGACGAGGGCGAGAUGAAGAUGUACAGGCGCGAGGAGGAGGUGAACGGCAUGGUGAUCGAUCCGCUGAAGGCCUGUCACGUCGUCCAGGGCGUCACGGCGCGCGAGAUGUGCCACUACUUCUUCAGCCCAGAGUACAGGAUGGAUUGGGAGACCACGCUGGAGAAUAUGACCAUUUUGGAGACAAUCUCGCCAGACACUCUGGUCUUUCUGCAGACACACAAGCGCAUCUGGCCAGCCAGUCAGCGUGACGCUCUGUUCUGGUCGCACAUGCGUCGAGUGACGGAUGAGGUUGAGGAUCCGGACUCUCACGAUGCCUGGAUUGUCUGCAAUCAUUCCACAGAGCAUGAAACUUAUCCGCCAGCAAAUACGGGCAAGUGUGUUCGCAUCUAUUUAACCGUGAUACUGUACUGUCAGACGUACGUCGGCGAGGCGGUGAAUGGGAAGGUGUCGAGGAAGGAUUUAUCGUGCAAGAUAACGUAUUGCUCGGUGGUGAAUCCCGGUGGGUGGGCGCCAGCCACAGUUCUGCGCGCUGUGUACAAAAAAGAGUAUCCAAAGUUCCUCAAACGCUUCACGCAAUACGUUGUGGAUCAGUGCAAAAAUAAGCCCAUUAUGUUCUGA